AGUAUCGUUUUUGGUGUAUGCACGGCAAGCUGUAAGGUGCUAGGUACUAGCGGAAAUCUGAGAUGACUACCUGGGCGGGCAUGAAAAUAGGCUCCAAACAGGGUCAACCAAACAACAAGCAAGCGCCGAUGCGCUUUUCGGACACAUUAACGGCCGCACUGGGAAAUCGCAAAAACAAGUACAAGGACGUCUCGAAGGAUCUCAACAGUCUGAUCAACCGCGAAGAGCUGGAGGAUGAAAUAUUUGUGCCCAACUAUAACAUCCGCAAAAUCAAAGCUAUGAUAGCUCGUGUAGUGAAGCAACAGUUCAUCGUGCGCAAUGAGGACGGUGAUCUGCUGAAGUGGGUGUACGAGCCAGACAAGAAUCUUGAAAUGAGUCAAUCGAUUGCGAAAGCAGUCAAAGAUCGACUACGCAACCUGAAUCUGCCUCGCUAUCGGGUCGUGUGUUUCUGCUCUAUUGUGGAAAAACAGAUGCAAGGCGUUCACUACAAGAUGAAGUACAUACUCGACCCGUACAUGGACAACUACGUCCAGUACGUGCACGAUGGCGCCAUCUUCUGGAUCAUUACGACAGCUUUUCUGGUGCACAAAGACUAGAUGUGGCUGGUUAGUACUUACGUUCGAGCACUCGAAGUACAGGAUGAUGUCUACCGGUGCGAUAAACUUCUCGAACUCAGGUCCCUGGGCAGGUUCGCGUGGAUAGC
This is a messenger RNA of Anopheles stephensi (Asian malaria mosquito), 703 nucleotides long. RefSeq lists its product as uncharacterized. Lineage: Eukaryota; Metazoa; Arthropoda; Insecta; Diptera; Culicidae. The coding region runs from base 63 to 596 and encodes 177 amino acids. The transcript is spliced from 2 exons. The record is from RefSeq and is a predicted model, not a curated record. Gene Ontology annotation, biological process: microtubule-based movement. Gene Ontology annotation, molecular function: dynein intermediate chain binding. Gene Ontology annotation, cellular component: cytoplasmic dynein complex; cytoplasm.